UCUUAACCCUUCACAGCUUGUGGGAGAUUACCGGGAAAGUCACUGCUUUACUCUUUCUCUCCGAAUUUUCUCGGCAACCAAACGCCCAGAGUUUUCUCACUGAUUGUCUUCCUCAGAAUGCGAUCUGCACAAUAUUGAACAAGCUGGAAGUGUAAGACAAUCCGAUUGCAUUCCAGAAUGGCGUCGAUCCUGAUGAAGCUUGGGAUAUUUUUCUCUGUUCUUUUGUUUCUGUUUUCUCCGUCACAAUCUGCAGUUUUUAGCGUAGAUCUAGGGUCUGAGUGGGUCAAAGUAGCGGUCGUAAACCUGAAACCUGGGCAGAGUCCAAUAUCGGUUGCAAUCAAUGAGAUGUCGAAGCGGAAAUCUCCGGCCUUGGUGUCAUUUAAUUCCGGUGAUCGUUUACUAGGCGAAGAAGCAGCUGGUCUGGUGGCUCGGUAUCCUCAAAACGUCUAUUCCCAGAUCAGGGACUUGAUUGGCAAACCGUAUAAUUUCUCUAAGAAGUUUUUGGAUUCAAUGUAUUUGCCAUUUGAAAUCAAGGAAGAUUCGAGGGGCACCGCGAGUGUCAUAGUCGACGCUAAUGGCACUGAGUAUUCUGCUGAGGAAUUGGUGGCGAUGGUUUUGACCUAUGCUGUUAAUUUAGCGGAAUUCCAUUCCAAAAUUCCUAUCAAAGAUGCUGUAAUCACAGUACCGCCUUACUUUGGUCAAGCUGAACGAACUGGGUUGCUUCAGGCAGCACAAUUGGCAGGAAUUAAUGUUCUUUCUUUGAUAAACGAGCAUUCUGGUGCCGCAUUACAGUACGGAAUUGAUAAGGACUUUUCAAAUGAGUCAAGGCAUGUCAUAUUCUAUGACAUGGGUUCAAGCAGUACCUAUGCCGCACUUGUGCAUUUCUCCGCGUACCCCAGUAAAGAAUAUGGAAAGACAGUAUCGGUUAAUCAGUUUCAGGUUAAGGAUGUCUAUUGGAAUCCAGAGCUAGGUGGUCAAGAUAUGGAAUUGCGAUUAGUGGAGCACUUUGCCAAUGAAUUCAACAAGCAAGUUGGUGAUGGAUUUGAUGUGAGAAAAUAUCCUAAAGCUAUGGCUAAAUUAAAGAAACAGGUUAAACGAACCAAAGAAAUUCUUAGUGCAAACACAGCUGCUCCAAUUUCAGUUGAGUCACUUCAUGCAGACACAGACUUCAGGAGUACUAUUACCCGUGAGAAGUUUGAAGAGCUCUGCGAGGAUAUCUGGGAAAAAUCUCUUUUGCCUGUGAAAGCAUUGCUUGACAAUUCAGGCUUGGCAGCUGACCAAAUAUAUGCAGUGGAGUUGCUAGGAGGUGCCACCAGAGUUCCCAAAUUACAGGCUAAGCUUCAAGAGUUCUUUGGGAGGAAAGAACUUGACAGACAUCUUGAUGCCGAUGAAGCUAUAGUUCUAGGCGCAUCACUGUACGCUGCAAAUUUAAGCGAUGGAAUUAAAUUGAAUCGGAAGCUUGGAAUGAUUGAUGGUUCAAUGUAUGGAUUUGUGGUUGAGUUGAAUGGCCCUGAUCUUUUGAAAGAUGAAAGUACCAGGCAGUUACUUGUACCACGACUGAAAAAAAUCCCAAGCAAGAUGUUCAGAUCAAUUAUCCAUAACAAAGAUUUUGAGGUUUCACUAGCUUAUGAGAGUGAAAAUCUUUUGCCACCUGGCAUUACCUCUCCUGAAGUUGCUCAAUAUCAAGUAUCUGGUUUGACAGCUGCAACGGAGAAGUAUUCAUCUCGGAAUUUGUCCUCUCCCAUAAAGGCAAACCUGCAUUUCUCUUUGAGUAGAAGUGGAAUCCUUUCUUUGGAUCGGGCAGAUGCUGUUAUCGAAAUAACAGAGUGGGUGGAAGUUCCUAGAAAGAAUCUGACCGUAGAGAAUUCUACUUCAGAUUCUUUGAACUUGACAUUGGAAACUGGUGGUAGGAAUAGUUCCGAGGAAAACAGUGGAAAGUUACAUACUGAUGGGGAGGUUAGCAAGACUUUGAAUACAAGUGCAGAGGAGCAACCUGCCACAGAUUCUGGUACAGAGAAAAAGCUGAAGAAGCGAACCUUUAGGGUCCCAUUGAAGAUUGAAUCAAAGCUAGUGGGACCUGGAAUGUCUCUGUCAAAAGAGUUUCUUGCUCAAGCUAAGGGCAAAUUAGAGGCACUGGACAAGAAAGAUGCAGAGAGAAGAAGAACAGCAGAACUGAAAAAUGACUUAGAAGGAUAUAUAUACGCAACUAAGGAAAAGAUUGAAACUUUGGAGGAUGUUGCAAAAGUUUCUACUGAUGAUGAACGCCAAUUGUUUGUUGAGAAGCUUGAUCAGGUGCAAGAUUGGUUGUAUACAGAUGGAGAAGAUGCCAAUGCUACAGAGUUUGAAGAGCGUUUAGAUAUGUUAAAAGCAGUAGGUGAUCCAAUUUUUUUCAGAUUGAAGGAGCUUACAUCUCGACCAGCAGCAGUUGAUCAUGCUCGAAAAUACCAUAACGAGCUGCAACAGAUUGUACAACAGUGGAAGACAAAUAAGUCUUGGCUUCCAAAGGAAGAAAUAGAUGAGGUUGUAAAAGAUGCUGAAAAGUUAAAGAAUUGGUUGGACGAGAAGGAAGCUGAGCAGGCUAAGACUUCUGCGUUUAGCAAGCCAGCAUUUACUUCCGAUGAAGUAUAUCUGAAGGUGUUUGAUCUGCAAAGCAAGGUUGCCAGGAUCAAUAGAAUCCCCAAACCCAAGCCUAAAAUCCAGAAGCCUACAAAGAAUGAAACAGAGAGCAAGAACAAAACUGACACUGCAAACUCCACCUCAACAGAUAGCUCUCCCCAAAGCGAUCAACCAGCAAACGAAAACUCAGAAGCUCAUGAUGCUCCCCAACGCGAUCAAUCAGGGGAGAAAACGGAAAGCUCAAGAAAAGAAGUGGUUGAUGAGCAACCUCAAGCUCAUGAUGAAUUAUAGAUUGAGCCUUUUUUUUUUUUUCCCCUCUCUCCAGGCAAUGCAUGUAGGCCUAGAUCUAAUCUUCUACCUACCAGAUUUGAAGUAUAGACUGGCAAUGGUAAAACAAGGGAAGAUGCAGCAAUAUCAGUCUUCGGUGCGUUUGAGAAUAGAGUUUCAACGAUAUCGCAUGCUGGAUGAUUGCUCGUCAUUUUUGGGGUUAGUUCUAGGAAUUGGUCCCUAUGGGGAUUUUUUACAACCAUUUGAAUGAGUUAUAUUUGGCGAACCACUUUAGGUUAUAUAGAGAAUACCAAUUAUCCUUUUGCAGACAUACAAUGGGAUAGAAAUUUUGCUAGGGCCAGUUCCCUUAAUAGCUUCAAAGAAAUUAUGUUCUAUUAUAUUUAAGUAUGAAUUUUUACUCCAUUGUACGUUAUAGGUUUCUAAUUUUACCACUUCGUGUGAUGUGGGCCAUGUUUAAACCUGAGAAGAUAAAUUAUGCCACCCUUCAAUC
Messenger RNA from Neltuma alba, 3394 nucleotides. RefSeq names its product heat shock 70 kDa protein 17. Lineage: Eukaryota; Viridiplantae; Streptophyta; Magnoliopsida; Fabales; Fabaceae. The coding region runs from base 178 to 2907 and encodes 909 amino acids. Gene Ontology annotation, biological process: endoplasmic reticulum unfolded protein response. The transcript has 15 exons. The record is from RefSeq and is a predicted model, not a curated record. Gene Ontology annotation, molecular function: ATP-dependent protein folding chaperone; ATP binding. Gene Ontology annotation, cellular component: endoplasmic reticulum chaperone complex.